Messenger RNA from Melanotaenia boesemani (Boeseman's rainbowfish), 1680 nucleotides. RefSeq names its product SRY-box transcription factor 17 (gene sox17). The record is from RefSeq and is a predicted model, not a curated record. Gene Ontology annotation, biological process: vasculogenesis; angiogenesis; heart development. NCBI's taxonomy places the organism in Eukaryota, Metazoa, Chordata, Actinopteri, Atheriniformes, Melanotaeniidae. Gene Ontology annotation, molecular function: RNA polymerase II cis-regulatory region sequence-specific DNA binding; DNA-binding transcription activator activity, RNA polymerase II-specific. The transcript has 2 exons. The coding region runs from base 192 to 1391 and encodes 399 amino acids.
UCUCUACCCUUCGGUCCUGCGGAGCGCUGGGAGAAGCGAAUGGAUGUGAAUAAUUGUUUUUCAUUUCAGCCUAAAAUCUACAAUAAUUAGAAUUUUCAUUUCAAUCUAUUUAUAAGAUUUUUGUUACUAGUGGUGUGCUGUCGCCUCUACGAGCUGUUCGGACGCUCUCCAACCCUCCAAGCUGGACAGAGAUGAGUAGUCCCGAUGCGGGUUACGCCAGCGACGAUCAGACCCAGGCAAGGUGUGCGAUGUCAGUCAUGAUGCCUGGAAUGGGACACUGCCAGUGGGCCGACCCUCUUAGUCCUCUUGGGGACAGCAAAGUAAAAAACGAACCGUGCGCUUCCAGCUCCAGCAGCCAAAGUCGCGGGAAGAGCGAACCCCGGAUCCGACGGCCCAUGAACGCGUUUAUGGUCUGGGCGAAGGAUGAGCGCAAGAGGCUGGCGCAGCAAAACCCGGACCUGCACAACGCCGAGCUUAGCAAAAUGCUGGGGAAAUCGUGGAAAGCCCUUCCUGUCACAGAAAAGCAGCCCUUUGUAGAGGAGGCCGAGCGGCUGCGGGUUCAGCACAUGCAGGAUCACCCCAACUACAAGUACCGGCCCCGGCGGCGAAAGCAGGUGAAGAGGAUUAAGAGGCUGGACUCUGGCUUUCUGGUUCACGGCGUGUCUGAUCAUCAGGCCCAGACAAUGCCUGUGGACAGCAGAGUGUGUGUGGAAAGUCUGGGCCUUGGCUACCACGAGCACAGCUUUCAGGUUCCUCCACAGCCACUCAGUCACUACAGGGAUGCUCAGGCUCUUGGGGGUCCCUCUUAUGAAUCCUACAGCCUCCCCACGCCUGACACAUCUCCUCUGGAUGCUGUAGAAUCAGACUCUAUGUUCUUUCCUGCACAUUCACAAGAGGACUGUCACAUGAUGCCUGCAUACCCUUACCACUCCCAGGUGGCAGAGUUUCAACCCCAAGAACCCCUCUCCAACCAUCACAGCAAUGCCAUCCUGCACCGACAUGCAGCCUCAGUUCCAGAGCAGCCCCCUCAACCUGCCACCCUCCCUCCUUCCUACAUGGGAUGCCCCAAUCCGUUGGCCAUGUACUACACCCAGCACUGCAACCCCAGCCACCCCAAACGACAUCCUGCUGGGGCAGGACAGCUCUCCCCACCUCCUGACUCCCAUUCUCACACAGUGGACAACGUGGAGCAGAUGCACCACUCCGAGCUUCUGGAGGUGGACCGCAGUGAGUUUGAGCAGUAUCUGAGCUCCUCUUCAGCACGCAUGGACAUGACAGGCUUGCCAUAUGGACCACAUGAGGCUGGCAUGCAAGGACCUGAGAGCCUCAUAUCAUCGGUGUUGUCAGACGCAAGCACAGCUGUGUAUUACUGUAGCUACAACAACUCCUAACCUCAUCCCUGGCCAUGCUGCAAGGACACAUGAUCUGACCUCAAACCUCUGUUGCUAAAUUUGAACAAAAAAUUCUUUAUUUUUAUUUUUUACUACUGAUACAGGAGGCUGCUGAGCUUUUAAAUGCAGCUUUAACACUGACGUUGAACUGUAUCUGUGUAAUAAUAGUUAGUAAAGCCAUAAAAUAUUUUAAUAUGAACACUGGUUUUAACUUUUCUCUACUUCUCUUGCAGGGAUAUGAGUAAAUUUGUGAUAAUAAAUAUUGUACAGUCACUAUUUUAAAAAUGUA